GUAACAUUUAAAUUAAAUGGGAAACUCGUGAUCUGCAUUGUGGUGACAUCAUUUGAAACUGCAUUGCUGUUGCUUUUAUAAAGCAGCCCACUCAGGCGAUCAGUCAACACUUCUGAGGCGAAUUAGUGUGUUAGUGGUCAUCUAAAUGAUUAAAACCAUAUUAAAUUAACGCGUAUCAGAUUAUGCACAUGGGAAAAUCACUGUCAGAACACGCUGCAUCUAAACCAUACCAGGGUGUGAGAGUCAAAGACCCUGUGAAAGAGCUACUGCGCAGAAAGAGAGGAAAUACAGCUAAAACAGUGCCCCCAACUGCAGUGGUGAUUCCCAACAAUACUUUGCCAUCAUAUACACAUGUUGGGUCUUCUGGUUUCCCAGGAAGCAGCCAAAGUUCUCUGAAUGAAUCAGCUGUAGACGUUGGUGCGCUGUGUCCUGGUUGGGUUGCUCAGCCCAGCGGCACAGCUGCUUUUCAGCCCCUGGGUCAUUGGGCUCCUCCUGAGUAUUUCCAACAUGAGCAGAGCCUCUCUACCCUCCCCUCCCUUACAAGCGACAUGUAUGUCCAGCCUGUGUGUCCCAGCUAUGCAGUGGUGGGCCCGUCGUCUGUUCUCACCCUGGCCCACGCCCCUCUCUUCACCAACCUCGGGACCAUAAGCUCCUCCAGCUCAGGCCUGCCCCAGAUAGAUGUCCAAGAUGGCUCACUGGCAUACAUUCCAUGGGCCCCACCCUUGUCCCCCUGCCCACAGAAUGUGGCUCCCCAGCUCCUGCCCAUGGCUGUGCCUGUGUCUGAAUCAGAACCGCAGCAGGAGGAACCUGCUCCAUCCUCAGAGGGUACCUUAGCUUUGGAGAAACUUCUGGAAGAGGAGGAGGAAGAUCAGAAAGAGCCCUAUGCCUGCAGUCCUUCAUUGUUUACACAAGACAUUUAGAAUGCCACUUUUACACCUUUGCUGUUCUAAGCACUGAAAUGUCACCUAUGAAGUAUGGAGUCUGCCUUUAUACCAUAAAUAAUAUAUUCAAUAUUCUCUACAUAUGCAUAUAUUAUUCAUACUGUAUGUCUACUUAAUUGUUCAUAGAUGUGCUUUUUUUUGUAUAUAGAAUGCUUUAUAUUUUUUUUCCUGGAUGGGCAAGUUUUACUUUAGAUAUUAUUUUAGAUUUUUGGGGGCUAAAAAAGACACAAAAUUGUUUUGAAAAUACAGAAAAACAUAAACGUUAAAGUCAGUGAUUUUUCUAUGUUUCCAUGAGUAUGUUUGAGUUGUCAAACAAAUUUAAUCUGAGAAUCAUUUCAGUCUACUGUGCUCUGUUUUUCCUAAACAUGAAAAAAAAGACCUUUUGUUUGUUUUCCUGCAAAUAUAUCCUAUCCAUUCAUAUCCUGUAAGAAGAGAUAUAUUUUCUCAGCAGGUGCCACAUAAAUCUUAUGAGAGCCCUGGGAGUCCCUCAGGAUUCCAGUGCAAAUGUCAUUCUCUAGAUGAGUGUUUGGGGGGAAACAAAAGAUUUGCUGCAGAGACUUUUAUCUCAUUAUCUUGACACAGCCAUUGUCCUUUACCUAGGGGUGCCAGUUUUACCUUGUGUUCCCACAACAUUUUUCUGGCCCUGGUUGUCAGCCCUGCACCUGCUCUUCAGCUGUCAACUUAACCAAACUUUCAUUAUAGGUGACUAAUAGUGAAGCAUAACCAAAGACAAUAAAGAAAUUAUUAUUUA
Pangasianodon hypophthalmus (striped catfish) is the source of this 1692-nucleotide messenger RNA. RefSeq names its product POU class 2 homeobox associating factor 1. The record is from RefSeq and is a predicted model, not a curated record. The coding region runs from base 183 to 920 and encodes 245 amino acids. Gene Ontology annotation, biological process: positive regulation of transcription by RNA polymerase II. NCBI's taxonomy places the organism in Eukaryota, Metazoa, Chordata, Actinopteri, Siluriformes, Pangasiidae. Gene Ontology annotation, cellular component: RNA polymerase II transcription regulator complex. Gene Ontology annotation, molecular function: transcription coactivator activity; DNA binding; POU domain binding. The transcript is spliced from 5 exons.